Messenger RNA from Prorocentrum cordatum, 991 nucleotides. NCBI's taxonomy places the organism in Eukaryota, Dinophyceae, Prorocentrales, Prorocentraceae. The record is from the annotation of a GenBank genome assembly.
AGGCCCAUUGCCGAGGUCAAGGGGGCUCUCCCGCGCCCGGCCGGGGGCCCGUGCGGCCUACCCCCGGGGGGGGGGCGCGAUGUCGAGCUUGCUGAAGCACUCGCCGACCUUCCUCGUGGGGAACACAGAGCAGCGCUCGAUCCUCGACGUCUUCAAGAGGCGUGAGCAGGGAGUGGCUGAGGAGUGCCACAAGAACAAGCCUUUGUGCUUCCAGGGGCGUGCAUACCAGCUCACCCACCCGAGCAAGGUGGAGCGCGGCUGCACAGACGCUGAUGCGACGCUGGUCACGCCCAUGCUGGUGGGGGUGGCGGACGGCGUGUCGCAGAUCGAGGACUACGGCAUCAACCCUGCCGAGCUGCCGAACGAGCUCCUGGCAGAAUGCGCGGCGCUGGCCCUGAAGCAGCUGUACCCCGGCCCCCUGUUCUCAGACCAGGUAGACUACGCCGGCCCGAUCCCGCUCAUGCGAAGGGCAUUCGAAAACACGGACAGCCUGGGGUCCACGACGAUCCUGCUGGCCGUGCUGGACAACAGCACCAAGAUACACGGGAAACUGCAUCCCAUGAUUGCCGUGAUGUCCGUCGGCGACUGCGAGAUGCUGUUGUUAAGGAGAAAGGUGGGGCCGAUUGGGCCGCUCGAGCUGGUGUUCCAUACGGAGAUGCAGCGAAUCGAUGGCCACGCGCAGACCCCCCUGCAGGUGGCUCGUGUAGACGAUCGGGUAUACGAAGGAUUCGAUGAGAGGAUGACCAUAGACGUAAUCGAGAAGGGCAGCGCCGUCCACUGCAUGUGCAUAUUCGAAGGUGACAUUGUGCUGCUGGGCAGCGACGGCGUGUUCGACAACCUGUUUCUGCCGGAGCUUGUUGCCAUAUGUAACGAGAUGAUGCCGCCGGCGCAGGACGGGCAGUUCACCCCGACGGCGCCCGCCGUGCUGGAGAAGAUUGCGCGCCGCAUCGUCGCCGACUGCCACAAGAAGUGCAGCCUGCGGCCAGACGGC